AUGGCUGUCGGAACUGUUCUCAUCACCGGUGGCACGGGCUACAUCGGCUCCUUCACGACUCUGGCCCUGCUCGACGCCGGCUACGAUGUCGUCAUUGUCGACAGUCUCUACAACUCGUCCAAGGUUGCCGUUGACCGGAUCGAGCUGCUGGCCGGCCGCCGCCCCGACUUUUACCAGGCCGACAUCACCGACGAGAAGGCGCUGGACGAGGUCUUUGCCAAGCACCCGGCCAUCGACAGCGUCAUCCACUUUGCUGCGCUCAAGGCGACAGCUUUCCAGGCCGUCGGAGAGUCGUCCAUCAUCCCCCUCGAGUACUACCGCGUCAACGUCGGCGGCAGCAUUGCGCUCCUCCAGUCCAUGACCCGCCACAAUGUCACCAACAUUGUCUUCUCCUCCUCCGCCACCGUCUACGGCGAUGCCACUCGAUUCCCCGACAUGAUCCCCAUCCCCGAGCACUGCCCCAUUGGCCCGACCAACCCCUACGGCCGCACCAAGUCCAUGAUUGAGGACGUCAUCACCGACCAUGUCAACGCCCAGCGCACCAACCUGGAGAAGGAGGGCAAGCCCUUCCAGCAGUGGAACGGCGCUCUGCUGCGCUACUUCAACCCUUGCGGUGCGCACCCCAGCGGCAUCAUGGGCGAGGAUCCCCAGGGCGUUCCUUUCAACCUGCUUCCCUUGCUGGGGCAGGUUGCCACUGGCCAGCGCGAGAAGUUGCUGGUCUUUGGCGAGGACUACUCCUCCCGCGACGGAACCGCCAUCCGAGACUACAUCCACGUCGUGGAUCUUGCCCGAGGCCACUUGGAGGCCCUCAACUACCUCCGCGCCAAGCAGCCCGGCGUCAAGGCCUGGAACCUGGGCUCCGGCCGUGGCAGCACCGUCUUUGAGAUCGUCAAGGCUUUCAGCAACGUCGUCGGCCGAGACUUGAAGUACGAGGUCGUUGCCCGCAGACCCGGCGACGUCUUGGACCUGACUGCCAACCCCAAGCUGGCCAACGAGGAGCUGCAGUGGAAGACUGAGCUCACCAUGGAAAAGGCCUGCGAGGACCUCUGGCGGUGGGUCAGCAACAACCCCCAGGGAUACCGACAGGAGCCGCCGGCGGAGCUGUUGGCUGCUAUCAAGAAGGCGUAA
Trichoderma aggressivum f. europaeum is the source of this 1128-nucleotide messenger RNA. RefSeq lists its product as uncharacterized. Gene Ontology annotation, molecular function: UDP-glucose 4-epimerase activity. NCBI's taxonomy places the organism in Eukaryota, Fungi, Ascomycota, Sordariomycetes, Hypocreales, Hypocreaceae. The coding region runs from base 1 to 1128 and encodes 375 amino acids. The record is from RefSeq and is a predicted model, not a curated record. Gene Ontology annotation, biological process: beta-D-galactose catabolic process via UDP-galactose, Leloir pathway. The transcript has 4 exons. Gene Ontology annotation, cellular component: cytosol.